GCGGCUUAGGGCCAAACAACGAAACGUUCCUUUCCUCAGUAAGGAAGCCUUCAUUUUGGUGAGGCCGCCUUAUGUCACUCUGAAAGCUUCCUCACUGAGGAGCCCUCGGUGAAGGCUUCCUUGGCGCUUCAUCAGCUUAAGGUUGCUUUGGGGCUACCUUCGUGCGCCCUUAGGUCCGCUCCUGGCCCUGAACGAGCGCUUCACCUCACAGCUAGCCCACGUGAUGCUUGUUUCCGAGGCAACCCUCCCACCCCACCUCUGCGGGGAGACGCGAGCGUGCGUGCACGGUGCCCGGCAUGACGCCGCUAAUAUAUAUAACGCCGCGCAGUAAAAGAAGAAAUGGCGUCGUGGACGGACGGGAGUGCGCCUGCCUUCACGGAUUUCUUGAACCGCGCUUGUCAUUUCGCAUUCGGAGAGGUCUACCGGUAUUCACCGGCACUGAGGAUAGUUCGCGAUGCGGUCAACCUCAUGGAAUUGUACAAUGAAGAAGAUUUCGCCUUCAGGUUCCGAUUCACCAAGGCGUCUGUCAUUGCGAUCAUGUCGCAACUACAGUUGAAAAAGAACACGGACCGAAGGGGAAGCCCGCUCCCACCGCUGCUGAAGGUGCUCAUCACGCUUCGGUUUUACGGCACUGGUGCUAUGCAGACAGUGGUUGGCGACCUCGUGCGCAUCUCACAGCAGUAUGUGUCGCGUUCUGUCUGGGAGAUCACCCAGGUCAUAUGUUUGCGUCUGUUUCCCAAAUAUGUGCGACUCCCCGAUGCAGCAGACGCGAAUAAUGUGAUGGCCCGCUUCUACGCAAUUGGCCUGUUUCCAGGUGUAACGGGGUGUACAGACUGCACACACGUCCCGAUUGUGAGCCCUGGAGGCGAGAACGCCGAGGUCUUCCGCAACCGCAAGGGAUACUUCUCAUUUAAUGUGCAGGCUAUCACUGGUCCCGAGCUCCAAUUCUUUGAUGUAGUUGCCAGUUGGCCUGGGUCCGUGCAUGACACCAGAAUAUUCACCAACAGCAGAGUGAUGGCACUCCACGAACGGAAGGCUGUACCUGGCGUUCUCCUUGGUGACCAGGGGUAUGCGUACCUACCAUUCCUCAUAACACCACUCAGGAAUCCUCAAACACGUGCAGAAAAGAGGUAACAGCACAGGCACCUCAGCAUGGAAAUUAUAAUAGGUGCGCUACUAGGCACAUUAGUACUCGAAGUACUAAAAUUGCAGUGUCCCUUAUGAAAACUAGAUUGAAAACCUGCCGUUUUUAACAUAAACGUCAAAAUUUCUUGGAACAAAUGAAGUACCUGCAACUGUAAAGCCCACUGUAAAAACAAAAAGAGAAAAUGUAUUCCUAGACGCAAGCCGCUUAAAUUUUAAAUUUGCUCCCAUACAAGCAUACACAUUCUUUAUUGCAGUCUCUGAACAGGUUUGUUGUCUGCUGUCCCACAGCCCAUUCUUUGUUAUAUCGAAAAGCAUGCUGUACCCAUGAUGUGCACAUGCCAAUAACACAGGAUGUAUUAAAACACAUUUAAAAUGGAACACCCAAGUUCUUGUCUUCAAAAACAAAGAACUGUUUCUUCCUAAUAAUUGUGAUGACGUAUCAGUGGCUGUAUCUUGACAUGUUCACAAUUGCUUUUGCACAUAUAGCUUGUUGCUCAUGCAUUAUUUGCACAUUCUCUCGUUUGGUGCAGGUACAACAAAAGCCAGAUAAAAAUAAACAGUGUGGAGCGUACAUUUGGAGUGUGGAAAAGGCGCUUCGCAUGCCUAC
This is a messenger RNA of Rhipicephalus sanguineus (brown dog tick), 1753 nucleotides long. Its product is annotated as putative nuclease HARBI1. The transcript is spliced from 2 exons. NCBI's taxonomy places the organism in Eukaryota, Metazoa, Arthropoda, Arachnida, Ixodida, Ixodidae. Bases 340 to 1134 code for a protein of 264 amino acids. The record is from RefSeq and is a predicted model, not a curated record.